Messenger RNA from Syzygium oleosum, 1495 nucleotides. RefSeq names its product proline-rich protein 2. Bases 16 to 1173 code for a protein of 385 amino acids. NCBI's taxonomy places the organism in Eukaryota, Viridiplantae, Streptophyta, Magnoliopsida, Myrtales, Myrtaceae. The transcript has 2 exons. The record is from RefSeq and is a predicted model, not a curated record.
UUGACUUGCUUCGGCAUGAAUGUCAUAAAGGAGGACUUGGUGGAUUCACAAGUUGAUGAGCAUGUUAUAUAUACGCCUCGGACUCUGCUAAGAGAGGGACAAGUAACGGUGAGAGCAGAAUUUUGUUCGGUGCCUCGUCUCAUUCUGGUUCUAUCUCGAGACCAACUUCUAGAUAAGACCAUCACAAUGUCCUGGUUUCUGAUAGCAUUCUUGUUCCUAAGUUUUGCAUUUAGUUUCUCCGAAGCCACCCAAGAGAAGAAGCUUCCUUCCACCGUAGUCGUCGGGACGGUCUACUGUGACACAUGCUUCAUGCAACGGUUCUCGAAGGCCAGCCACUUCAUUCCAGGUGCAUCUGUGGUGGUCGAAUGCAAAGAUGGAGGCGCCAAACCGAGCUUUCGCAAAGAAGCGAAGACUGACGAGCAUGGGGAGUUCAAAGUCUACUUGCCCUUCUCCGUCGGUAAGCACGUGAGAAGAAUCAAGGGUUGCUCUGUGAAGUUGAGCAGCAGCGAGCCAAACUGCGCCGUGGCCUCCGCAGUAACCUCUUCGUCCCUCGAUUUCAAAAUGAGAAAGGAUGGAGACCAAGUGUUCUCUGCCGGGUUCUUCACGUUCAAGCCCCGGCAACGACCCAACCUGUGCAGCAAAAAGCCGAGCUCAGAGUUCGGCUCCGAGAAAAUCUUGAAGUUUCCUGCUCCUAGUUAUGAUCCGACGUUCCCCCCUCCACUUAAAGACCCCGCCACACCAGACCUCCCAACGGUGAUUAAUCCGGUGCCUUCGAUCCCGCUGCUUCCCCAGCUUCCGCCGCUGCUGCAACUCCCUCCUCUCCCUCCUCUUCUUGGGCUCCCACAACUGCCCCCAAUUUUCGGGACAUCUUCCAACACCAAACCUGGCGACGACAGUUCCAAACCCGUCCCGUCACUUGAUCAAGAGAAGAGUCCACCGGAGCUCUUUGUUGCUUCUAAUUUGACAGCGAACCCAUUCCAGCCGGACCCCGUCCUGCCACCAAACCCACUCCAGCCACCAUCAGAGCAUGUGAUCCCUCUUCCGCAAAUUCCAGGACUACUAACCCCUGCGCCAUCCUUCCCGGCUCCCCUUCCUCAAAUUCCAAUCCAGCCUUCGCCCGGCUUACCAGGAUUCCCGCCUGCUUCGUCUCUUCCGACAAAGACUACUCCUUGAUGGAGCACGUAGCACAUAAGCAUAUGCCCAUGUGAAGCUCUCUCUUGGAGAGAUUAUAUGCACCAUGUUGUGUCUCGUUCGUUUUCUUUCAUGGAGGAUUCGGAUCGGAUGCUGUAGGGGAAAAUUUGUUGGUUGCUUUUUCCUUGUCAAUAACAUGGCUAUGGAGGGACCUUAAGAAUAUAUUGUAACCUGCGAAUAAUAAUGCUGAAAAAUAGCUUCCAUUGGUACAAGCUGCAGCAUCCUGCGAGUGAAUGUCCGUCCUUGUUUUAUUGCAACAAUAAUGUGCAUUUAGCAGAAUAAUAAUGUUAUUCCGUUUGCCGAA